AUGCCACGUGAAGGAGGCAUGAGGGCUGGGAUACUGCCAGGUUGCCCAAGCCUAGAUGGGGGAAGUCGAGAGGCAGAGGUCAGGCACGAACCACGGACCUUCUGGUCAGUAAAUUCGCGCUCUAACCACUUGGUCCAGCCGAGCAUCACCAUCACCAUCGGAGACAGCAACAUUAGUGUUCAUACUGAUCCUUCAGUGCCGUAA
This is a messenger RNA of Opisthorchis viverrini, 204 nucleotides long. RefSeq lists its product as hypothetical. NCBI's taxonomy places the organism in Eukaryota, Metazoa, Platyhelminthes, Trematoda, Opisthorchiida, Opisthorchiidae. The transcript is spliced from 2 exons. The coding region runs from base 1 to 204 and encodes 67 amino acids. The record is from RefSeq and is a predicted model, not a curated record.